Messenger RNA from Camelina sativa (false flax), 666 nucleotides. RefSeq names its product heavy metal-associated isoprenylated plant protein 28-like. The record is from RefSeq and is a predicted model, not a curated record. Gene Ontology annotation, molecular function: metal ion binding. Lineage: Eukaryota; Viridiplantae; Streptophyta; Magnoliopsida; Brassicales; Brassicaceae.
AGAGCAAGGAACACUAUAUAUAUCAAACAUGCCAAUGCCCAUUCAUUGAUCAAUAUUCAUAAAGUUCAAAAUUUUGAUCUGACUACCUUCAUUCCAAAAUCAUCAACAAAAGUUCAAGAUGACGACUAUUGAGAUGAGAGUUCACAUAGAUUGUGUGGGAUGCGAAAGCAGAGUUAAAAAUGCUCUUCAGAAGAUGAGAGGAGUGGACGAAGUAGAAAUCGACACGAUGCAGCAGAAAGUGACGGUGACAGGCUAUGCCGACCAGAAGAAAGUUCUUAAAAAAGUGAGAAAAACAGGUCGGCGAGCUGAGCUAUGGCAGCUUCCAUAUAACCCUGAUCACCUAGGAGGUGGGGGAAGCAGUAGCAGCAACGGCGGAUACUUCUACAACCCUCAGGGCUGCAACGGCCCAAUAAACCACGCAGCACCAGUGCCAACAUCUUCUUACAACUAUUACAAGCAUGGUUACGAUAGCAAUGAGUAUUCGUCUUACAGGCACCACCCUGUUCAUGCCUCUAUCUUCAGCCACCAAACUGGUGCCAAAUUUAGUGAUGAGAAUCCCAAUGCUUGUUCUAUCAUGUGAACUUUUUUUUUUCCUUUUAUAUGAAAGAGCUUUUGAGUAAAUGUAAUCGUAAAUGUUCCUAUCUUAUUCUUCAUCUUUUGGGACUA